UGUGCGUGUGUGUGUGUGUGUCUGUACCUUAUUUUUUUUUUUUUUUUUUACUUUAUAAUGUCUAUAAAACAUGACAAAACAUUCAAGGUCCUGGAAGACUGGUUAGAUGCGUUAAAGGAUCGAGCACCUAUUAAUAUUUCAUACGUCACUCGUUCGAUCAAUAACACGGUGGUAGCUCGUAUCAAGACACUGGAGCUCAUCUAUAGCAAGUCUUGGUUAUAUACCUUUCUGCUGAAUAAAGGAGUUUACCCUUUUGUUCUCUUUUCGUUUCUCACUACUGCCCUCACGUAUGGGGCUAUCCGAACCUACCGUCGAUCCACACACCUUGUCCUUAACCUUGUUGGCGUGCUCUACCCGUCUUGGCGUUGCUGGCAAUUGAUAAAACAGAAACAACAUGACACGGACGAAUUAAAGGCAUGGCUGACUUAUUGGAUGAUGUUUGGUUCAUUCCAAGUGCUGGAUCACUGGAUGGAUAUGGUGUCUGUUUCAAGGAGAAAGUACAACUUGUACAAGUUAUUCAUCUUGUACUGGGCACAAAGUCCUCAUUCGAAAGGAGCCGAGUUAUUGUACCGUCAUGUCCUUCAGAAACCACAGGAAGAAAAAAGAGAAGAAGAAGAGUGUGAAGGAAUAGAGGUGACACGGAAGGAAACUGUCUAUAGUUACAUGGAUGGAUACCAACCACCUCAUCUACUCGCUUCCAAUCAUAGCAGUGAUGAUGAUGAUUCUGUAAAAUCAGGUAUCAUUACCCAUGCCCCCACUACAACCAUUGUUGAAAAAGAGGUAUAAAAAGAUAUAUUAUUUUAUUUUAUAAGUUAACAAACAAAACAAAAAUAG
Mucor mucedo is the source of this 834-nucleotide messenger RNA. Its product is annotated as TB2/DP1, HVA22 family-domain-containing protein. The record is from RefSeq and is a predicted model, not a curated record. The coding region runs from base 58 to 786 and encodes 242 amino acids. The transcript has 2 exons. Lineage: Eukaryota; Fungi; Mucoromycota; Mucoromycetes; Mucorales; Mucoraceae.